AAUGAGGCUGCCAGCCAUGACUUAAUUCCUCAAUUAUUCAAAGUAGUAAUUAUAACUCUGCCGAAACAAUUUUACUAACCCCAAUCUGGUGUAAGCCCGGUCAAACACAAAGAAAAGUGACAAAACGGCAAUGAAAAUCUGAGUUUAAUUAAUAGAAACUUUGCAUUAAUUACCACUUUGAUUAGAUUAGAUUAGAGUGCAAGGCUAAUUGUAGGCAUUAGCUUGGAGGUUUCCUGUGUGAAAGACAUUUGUCACGAUGUGUUCGUUUCCAUCGUUGUUACAAAGCUAAUUCGUCAACUGCCCCCACUAAAUCUUUGCAUCAAACUCAACUAAUUGUAACUUCAGAUAUUUAGCACGUCAUUACAGACGUAUGUGUUUCGGGUUAACUGAAGACUGAAGAGGAAUUUUCAGGCUGUAGUACGAUGAUCGGAUUCCGGCAACCAGAGGGUAAAUUUGGGCGAUUGGUCCCUGAGUACCACCGGUUAUUUUAAAGGUAUAAAAUCUAAACAAAAAACCCCCUAAUCAGUAGCAAAGAGUUAUGAAUCAAUACUAUUAAAACUCAAUGUUAGAAAUUGCAGAAUUUAUAUACCAUAAAGAGCUUGCCCGGAUCAUUAGAGAAGACAUCAUUGGAGUUAGCUUUCCCCGAUGGGCUGUUAGGGAGGAGUAACUUUUGGCCUGCUGGCUCCGUCUUUUUUCGACGGUUGAGUUUGUUUUUUGUCUCCUGCUUGCGAGCGGAUGUUGAGUUUUAGCUGGUAGCUGGGCGUUUGCCUGUUGUUUGCUCCUGGUAGAGCUGUUCCUUGGCUCUUACCUCCCUUUUAUAAAAAAAAAAAAAAAAUUUGAAAACGCAUACCAGUUGUAAUCAACAACAAUAACUAACAUUUUUUUUUUUAUAAUCAACAACGAUGGAUAUCCAAUGCAACAACAAUUAAUACUAGGAACUAAUGAAUGCAUACCUGUAACAAGUUGAUGUACAAUAGAAAUUUGAGCAAUCAUAUAUACUCGUAAAACAUUAAUACCAUAAAUCGUCCAAUCCACCUUAGAUAUAUUCUGACGAACAACCGAAUGCCAAUGACAAGGUAGUAGAAGCUCUUACAAGAAAAAGUUCUCAAAUAUAUUCUACGUAAAUCGUAGUCAAAAUUGUAUUUUAAAAAUACCUUCAGGUCACCAAAACGCUUCCACGUAAAAUUGCGUUUUUCACUUAUAAGUGUAGUCAAAAUCUACGUUUUAAAACCUAAAAGCUUACGUAUUGGCCUUUUUACAUAUUCAUCCACAUUAUAUUUCUAACUACCGGCUUUCCAACGUGACACUUUCCUUAUUAUAAUUUGCAACAUGCUACAUCUUAUCAUUAUAUAUUUAGUUAUCAACCGGCAUUUGCAACACUUGCAAGUUGCAAUUAUAUAUAUCGUUAGAGAUUUAGAGUAAUAAAACCCAACUUAUUAAUUUACAUUUGUUUUAUGUUCUCGUAAGUAUCAAACAUGAAAUAGUAUAGUAUUGAAACCGAGGAAAGGAAAGGAACCCUCUUGUCUCUCUUCUCGCCCAGUCAACAUUACGUACAUUUCUUCCUUUCCCCGUUUCACAUUCAAACUUUUCCCCACGUACGUCAUUUUACAUAUAUAAUUCCCUGUCUCCAUUCCCCUUCUCUAUAUAAACCAUCCAAUUAAGCUCCCCAGUCCCCAACCACCACCCAUCAAUAUACGUUGAUCUUCUUCAACAAGUCCAAAUCAAACUUCAAUUCAAUUCAACUUUCUCUGUUUCUCUUUCAGAAGCUUUUCGAUCAUAGCUCUAGCUUCCUCCAGCAUGGCCAGAAAGCUUCUUAUGCUUCAACACUCCUUGAUCGCCUUCUCCUUCCUGGCUCUCUUUCUGGCCGCCGUCCCGCUUGCCUCCGCAGCUACUGAAGUUGAGGAUGAGAGGGAGUUUACGUACAUGCCGGACGGGGAGAACGGGCCGAACCGAUGGGGUGAGAUUCAUCCAGACUGGCACAGUUGCAACAGCGGGAAGUUGCAGUCUCCCAUUGAUAUGCUGGACGAGAGAGUUGACGUCGUCUCUCAUUUGGGGAGGCUUAACAGAAGCUACAAGGCGGCCAAUGCCACUCUCGUGAACAGAGGCCACGACAUGAUGAUGAGGUGGGAAGGUGGAGCGGGAAGCAUUCGAGUAAAUGGAACUGAAUACACUCUCGAGCAAUGCCAUUGGCACACUCCUUCCGAGCACACCAUCAACGGCAAGAGAUAUGCCAUGGAGGCUCACAUGGUUCAUGAAAGUGCCGAUGGCAAAAUUGUUGUCGUUGGCAUUCUAUACACAAUAGGAAGGCCCGACUCAUUCCUUCAAUCGAUACAACAUCAUUUGGAGGAUGUAGCCGGGACUAAGGAAGACGAGACGACGGUGGGGGUAGUGGAUCCGAGAGACAUCAAGAUCGGCAGCAGAAAGUACUAUCGAUACAUUGGCUCGCUUACUAUCCCUCCUUGCACCGAAAACGUUACGUGGAGUAUUGUUAAAAAGGUUAGAACCGUCUCUAGAGAACAAUUGAGGUUGCUUCGCGUGGCUGUUCAUGAUGAUUCAAACUCAAACGCUAGACCAUUGCAGCCUAAGUUUGGAAGGAAAGUGAAUCUCUUUAGACCAGAAGAGGGCAAAGAUGACUAAAUGGUUCACUAGCACAAGGAUAUGUCGUUAAAUGGGGGUGUGUUAAGUAUUCAUUUUUUGAAUUUUGAUGAUUAAUUGAGGCAUAUUUUUACACUUUUUUUUAUUAUCAAGUUAUCAGUAUUGUAUACCAGGCAUGUUUUUAAUAUUUGUACUUUGUUACAUAAAGAAAUAAAUCAAAUAAUGAACUAUUCAUUGUUGG
This is a messenger RNA of Linum trigynum, 2836 nucleotides long. Lineage: Eukaryota; Viridiplantae; Streptophyta; Magnoliopsida; Malpighiales; Linaceae. The record is from the annotation of a GenBank genome assembly.